AUGGUGAACGCAAAUCCAGAGAUUGCUACUCUGGCGGAAUCGAUAUUGAAAAAAUGGCUCAGGCAUGUGAAUAAUGAAUACCACGCAUCCCAAUCCUCUUCUGCCACCAAAAAAAAUAUUCCCCCCGCAAGUUUAGUCACAUCCAAUCCAACAACUUCCACGACGACUUCGACUCCCGCUCAGAACGCUUCUUCAAUCCCGACCAGCGGAUUCUCUCAGCCUCAAGCCGAGCCCCAAUUGUCUACUGAUGAGGAAGAGGAAACUGACCCUCCAAGCCCAAAUAUUCUAGACCCUGCCUUCUUUGAGCUUUACAAGCUGGACGAGAAAGUCAAGGACGAGAGUCUCAAAGCGGUCUCUGAUGCUUUGAUCCUGGACACAGAUGCCUUGAUCUGCGACUCAAAUGCUCGCCAGAUACUUCUGACCUCUCUGUCGCGUUACUCAGCCAGGCAGGAGAAAAACCUCGAAAUCGCAAACUCACUCAAGAACAAACUCACUGCUGCAACCAGAGAAUCAAACACUGGGGGAGUCAAAGAAUGUCUCGAACAAAUCAAGAAAAAGAUUAUUCCCAGCGAAGACCUUAUCCGAGAUACGAAGAUCGAAAUAGCCGUCAGAAAAAAGAGAAACAGCGUGAAUCCAGAGAUUGCUAAACUGGCGAAGUCGAUCAUCCGCCAAUGGAAGAGUCACAUGAAGAAAAAAACCGCCGGAUCUCAAUCCUCAUCCGCCCCCAAAAACAACACUCCCGCGGCAACUUUAGUCUCCGAAUGGUCUACUGAUAAGGGAAACGGAACUGGCCCACGAAGCUCGAAAACUGAGGGCCUUAGCUUGAAUUUCGAGCUUUAUGGGGAGGAUCAAGCCAGGAACGGCAGCCUCACAGCGGUCUUUGAUGCCCUGAUCUUCGAUUCAGAUGCGCCCGCCGAUCUGAUAUACGAGCGAGCUAAGGCUAUCGAAUCUGAAGUCAGCAAAUCGCAUGACUCCAUCGGCUACAAAGAUAAAAUGUGGUCGUUGGUCUUCGAUCUGCGCGAUCCAAACAACCCUGGCAUACGAAAAUCGGUCCUCUUGGGGGAGAUCUCGGCCGGCAGAUUAUGUGUCAUGGGGCCUCAAGAUAUGGCGAGGGAGAGAAUGAAAGCUCAAGACCGCAAGUUAGCCGAAGAGAACACAUUUGCAGCCUCUGGAGCCGAGUUUCAACAUGCGCAAAAACAUGCAUUCAGAUGCACCCGUUGUGGACACCGGGAAUGUGCCUAUUAUCAAAUGCAGACCGCUGUGGCUGAUGAACCUUUGGCUGUUGAGUCACCUCUUGAUACUCUACAAACAAACAGACCAUUCGAAAGACUGACCUUGUGUAAAAAUAAAUCAAUGGUGUUAAUCGACCCCCCGGCCACCCCCAAGCCCCCACGCAAGCCAUCCAACCACAGCCCACCCAGGGCCAACAAGCCGCAAGCGGCGGGCAGCGAACCAACCCAUCCUCCGGCUGCCGGCCCCUCGAACUGUUCAGCCACGGCAGCAGUUGCCGCGGAAGAGAGUGCAUCUCCUGUCGUUGAUUCCGCGGCAUUGGCAGUCCUUGACGCAUCAGACGAGCAGAUUCAACGCGCUAGCGCCGAUCCCGAGGGAGAGGUUUUCUCUCUCGCCCUUCCACCGGCGGGCAGCGAACCGACCCAUCCUCUGGCUGCCGGCCCCUCGACCUGUUCAACCACGGCAGCAGUUGCCGCCGAAGAGAGUGCAUCUCCUGCCAUUGAUUCCGCGACAUUGGCGGUCCUUGGCGCAUCAGACGAGCAGAUUCAACGCGCUAGCGCCGAAGCUGAGGGAGAGGUUCUCUCACUCGCUCUCCCACCAGCCGCACUGGCGGGUCUUGAGGACAUCGGCGAGCACCUGCCACUCAGCGACAUCGAGGGGUGA
This is a messenger RNA of Puccinia triticina, 1893 nucleotides long. RefSeq lists its product as uncharacterized. The transcript has 9 exons. The record is from RefSeq and is a predicted model, not a curated record. Gene Ontology annotation, molecular function: zinc ion binding; RNA polymerase II transcription regulatory region sequence-specific DNA binding. Gene Ontology annotation, cellular component: nucleus. Lineage: Eukaryota; Fungi; Basidiomycota; Pucciniomycetes; Pucciniales; Pucciniaceae. Bases 1 to 1893 code for a protein of 630 amino acids. Gene Ontology annotation, biological process: transcription elongation by RNA polymerase I; transcription elongation by RNA polymerase II; DNA-templated transcription.